UAUAGGACCAAGGAGUAUCUCGUAUAUACAAGACGUUCAGCGGAGGAAGAGGGAGCCGAGUCGUCUCUCUUGUCCUUGGCAACUCUGCCAACUUCAAAACACUGCCAUAUAACGAAAAAAAGAAGGAAAUAUGUAGUAGUACUAGAGACGAGAGCUAGCAUCCCAAAUAGCAUUGCAGGUCACUAGAUGGCGGCGGUAGAAUUUGGCCGUCACCAGAAGAUGACGCUCGACGCGGAGCUGUUGCAAGUGCUGACCGCCGGCGACAAGGUCAGAUACUGAGCAGACAAGACCAUGGUGCCGGGCAAAUAGACGGCCAGGUCGCGGUAAACGUCCAUGGCGCGGCACCGGGCCGUUUCCUUCUGGGCGUGGCGAGCAACGGGAACACGGCUCUGCACCUUGUCGCCAGCCGCGGCCAUGUCGAGCUCGCGGCGCUCCUCUGCGAGAGGGCACCCUCGCUUGUCGCCGCGCGCAACAAGUGCCUCGACACGCCGCUGCACUGCGCAGCGAGGUUCGGGCACGCGGACGUGGCGGCUGUCCUCCUGCCGAGGAUGCGAGCCGGCGGGGCGGAGGAGGAGUCCGCGCUGCGGGCCAGGAACCAGACGGGCGCAACCGCCUUGCACGAAGCCGUCCGGCACCGCCGUGCCGGUGUGGUGGAUCUGCUCAUGACGGAGGCUCCCCAUCUGUCCUCCGUGGACGGCGACGAUGGUGUCUCGCCGCUCUACCUGGCGGCGGCGACUCACUCGGUCCAGACGGUCCACGCGCUGCUACGCCCGUCAGAAAACGGAACACCCUCACCGGCGUCGUUUUCUGGUCCGGAGGGACGGACUGCUCUGCAUAUUGCGGCGACUGUUAGCGAAGUGAUUGUUCAAGCAAUACUGAGCUGGCAGACACAAGGUCCAACUUUGCUAGCCGCAGUUGAUUCAUCAGGAAGAACACCUCUCCAUUUCGCAGCGCUGUCCAGAAAAUUUGAUAUCGCCAAGCGAUUACUGGAUGAUCAUGCUUCCCUCGAGCUAGCAAGCAUUUCUGAUAACAAUGGAUCAUUUCCUAUCCACAUUCCUGCUAUGAAGGGGGAUACGAGAACCCUGUGUGAGCUCAUAAAGAGAUGCCCUGGCUAUUAUGAACUGGUUGAUAAUCAAGGAAGAAAUCUUCUCCAUUGUGCCAUCAAGCAUGGUCAGGAUAGCGUGGUUCGCCACAUUUGCCAAAAUGACAAGUUAGCCAUGCUAUUGAAUGCGACUGAUUGUGAAGGAAAUACCCCGCUCCAUCUUGCUGUCGAAUGUGGAAAUCCAAGAAUUGUCAGUUUACUAUUGGCGACACUGAGUGUUUGCAUGGGCAUUACCAACAAGGAUGGCCUAACUGCUAGGGAUCUUUGUUGGAUUGCAAUAGCACCUCGACAGAGUAACUAUUUCCUGGAUCCGUAUAUCAUUGCGGCAGACUGUCUCUGGUGGCUGAGAGCACCAUGUACUUUAGAAGGACGUAUUCGUGCGGAGGACAAACUCGCUACGAAGAACGCUGCAGAGAAACAACACAGCAUGACAAAAAGUGGGACGAUUGCAUCUGUUCUGAUCGCCACCGUGGCAUUCACGGCAGCGUUCACCGUGCCUGGGGGGUUUGUCGCCGACGACCAUGCUCUUGCGGGGACGGCAAUACUGGCGAGGCAUUUUGCAUUCAGAGCAUUUGUGGUGUCAGACACCAUGGCAUUCGUCUGCUCCGUCGUCGCCACCUGCUUCCAUAUAUAUGGCGCCGCCCAAACAAUUCCACGGAGCCACCGUGGCUGGUAUAACAGACUGGCGUCUGGGUUGGUGCCGGUAGCAUCACAGUUUAUGAUUGCUGCAUUUGCAUUUGGGUUCCACCUCAUCCUGGGUUCAGCCAACCGUUGGCUCAUUGUCCUCGUAUACACCUUGUCUUUGGCUUCACUGCUCUCCUGCUUCCCUAGCAUCUGGGCUCCAUUCCAUCUUGGGCUGGGAAAAGCAAUAUGGCGUCGAGCCGGAUGGAGGGGACUUGUCAACAUACACGAGCGACCGUCUAGCCUGCGGCAAUUGUUGCCUUUUUUCAUAAGGAGCUUUCUGUUCGAAAAUGUUAGACGGUCAUUGUUUGUUUUGCUCAUCGCCGCUACGUUCGUCGUCGCCAUCGUACUCAGUAUUGCUUUGCCAAACUACUGAGUUGGCUUGUUUGUAAUCUGAUGAAAUGUAUUCGUUUGA
Hordeum vulgare subsp. vulgare (domesticated barley) is the source of this 2198-nucleotide messenger RNA. Its product is annotated as protein ACCELERATED CELL DEATH 6-like. Gene Ontology annotation, cellular component: plasma membrane. The transcript has 3 exons. The coding region runs from base 549 to 2159 and encodes 536 amino acids. The record is from RefSeq and is a predicted model, not a curated record. Gene Ontology annotation, molecular function: protein phosphatase regulator activity; protein phosphatase 1 binding. NCBI's taxonomy places the organism in Eukaryota, Viridiplantae, Streptophyta, Magnoliopsida, Poales, Poaceae.